AUGUCAACAUGGAUUAUCCAAUCCACAGCACAUUCUUACAUUCCAGUCCUUGAAUCCAAUGGAUUAUAUACAGAAUCUAAGAGAUAUUCAAAAAUUUUGGUUUUGAAGGAAGGAAAGAAAAAGAGGGAGAAAGAAGAAAGGAGAGGCAGAAAAGCCUUUUUAUUUAGGAUAAUUUUUGACUAUUUGGCUAAGAAACUAAAUGGUUAUUAG
Molecule: messenger RNA, 210 nt
Organism: Echinococcus granulosus
Lineage: Eukaryota; Metazoa; Platyhelminthes; Cestoda; Cyclophyllidea; Taeniidae
Exons: 3
Coding region: 1-210 (69 amino acids)
Source: RefSeq, a predicted model, not a curated record